AUGACGCCGAAUGAGUUGAAGGAAUGGCUUGAGACCGACGAGUCAACGCAAUGCGGCCAGAUCAAGGGCGAUGGCUACCCCACUACGAUCUCUUCCAUCGCAACCCUCUUCGCUAACCUCGCCUUUCGUAGUUCUGGGGAAUCAGUGGGGCACGAGAGCGGGCGGAAAAUAGUCGCGAUUUUGGAGAAGAGUCCCGAGAAGGAUGUCGACCAGUACGACGAGGAAGACCUCGCCCACAUGCGUAAAGUCGUAGCUUACUGCAAGCGCCACUUGGCGCAAGAGGAACCAAAGGCGCAGGCGGACUCGGAUAGCAAGGCCUACAAGAGCCUGAAGAAUUGGGGGCAUGACGCGCAAAAGGCGUAG
Schizophyllum commune H4-8 is the source of this 363-nucleotide messenger RNA. RefSeq lists its product as uncharacterized. The coding region runs from base 1 to 363 and encodes 120 amino acids. Lineage: Eukaryota; Fungi; Basidiomycota; Agaricomycetes; Agaricales; Schizophyllaceae. The transcript has 2 exons. The record is from RefSeq and is a predicted model, not a curated record.